Gymnodraco acuticeps is the source of this 1445-nucleotide messenger RNA. RefSeq names its product ureidopropionase, beta (gene upb1). Lineage: Eukaryota; Metazoa; Chordata; Actinopteri; Perciformes; Bathydraconidae. The transcript is spliced from 10 exons. Gene Ontology annotation, molecular function: beta-ureidopropionase activity. The record is from RefSeq and is a predicted model, not a curated record. The coding region runs from base 181 to 1332 and encodes 383 amino acids.
GGUCUGGGGUUAAUUACUGACAAACAGCCACUGACAGCCUCUGGACACACCGUAGCUUCUGCUGAACCAAAUCCUGCGUCAGACUGCGAGAAAACACACUGCUAUAUAACGAGAGCAGCAGAAACAUCACCGAGCUGCACGAACUGCUAACCCGCAGAAACUGCCCCUACAGCCUCCAAAAUGUCCUCCUGUGAGUUUGAGUCCCUGGAGAAAUGUCUGGAGACCCACCUGCCCGAGGCCGAGCUGUCCGAGGUGAAACGCAUCUUAUUCGGGAAGGAGACGAAGAAGUUGGAUCUGCCGGCAGCUGCUGUCAGCGCCGCCUCGGAGCGGGACUUUGAGCUGCAGGGCUUUGGGUUUGAAGCGUCUCCGGAGCAGCUGAGGAAGGCCAGGAGGACCCGGGUCGGACUGAUCCAGAACCAGAUCGUGCUGCCGACCGACGCCCCCAUCCUGGACCAGAUCACUGCGAUGCACAGCCGUGUGGGGGAGAUGGUGGAAGUGGCGGCCAUGUGUGGUGUGAACAUCGUCUGCUUUCAGGAGACCUGGACCAUGCCCUUCGCUUUCUGCACCCGAGAGAAGGAGCCGUGGACGGAGUUUGCAGAGUCUGCAGAGGAAGGAAACACCACGCGAUUCUGCCAAGAGCUGGCCAAGAAAUACAACAUGGUGAUUAUUUCUCCGAUUCUGGAGCGAGAUGCUCGGCACAGCACCCUGUGGAACACCGCCGUGGUGAUCUCUAACACCGGGAAGGUCCUGGGAAAGACCCGGAAGAACCACAUUCCCAGGAUCGGAGACUUUAAUGAGUCCACGUACUACAUGGAGGGCGACAGCGGACACACGGUGUUUCAGACGCAGUUCGGGAACAUCGCCGUGAAUAUCUGCUACGGCCGCCAUCACCCUCUUAACUGGUUCAUGUUCGGCAUGAACGGAGCGGAGAUCAUCUUCAACCCGUCAGCUACUGUCGGAGCGCUCAGUGAGCCCAUGUGGUCGAUCGAGGCGAGGAACGCAGCGAUCGCUAACCACUGCUUCACCUGCGCUAUAAACAGAGUGGGGACGGAAACUUUCAAGAGUGAAUUUACAUCUGGUGAUGGAAAAAAAGCCCACCAUGACUUCGGGCACUUCUACGGCUCCAGCUACGUGUCGGCCCCAGACGGCAGCCGCUCUCCGGGUCUAUCCAGGACCAGAGACGGGUUGCUGGUGGUGGAGAUGGAUCUGAACCUGAACAGACAAAUCAGUGAUAAAUGGAGCUUCAAGAUGACUGGCCGUUACCCUGAGUACGCAGAGGAACUCACCGAGGCGGUCAAACAUGACUUCAAACCAAAAGUUGUGAAGGAGUAAAGGAUAUUCCUCUUUAGUAAAUUAAAGUAUGAAACAAACCAGGUUCAGACCCUGUCAUCAUGUUUAAAUGUGUCUGCAGCGGCCACAAUCAUAAAGAAAUGAUCCAGGCAGGA